Lytechinus variegatus (green sea urchin) is the source of this 9724-nucleotide messenger RNA. RefSeq names its product smoothelin-like. Bases 180 to 6185 code for a protein of 2001 amino acids. Gene Ontology annotation, cellular component: filamentous actin; microtubule organizing center. NCBI's taxonomy places the organism in Eukaryota, Metazoa, Echinodermata, Echinoidea, Temnopleuroida, Toxopneustidae. Gene Ontology annotation, molecular function: protein binding. Gene Ontology annotation, biological process: actin cytoskeleton organization. The record is from RefSeq and is a predicted model, not a curated record. The transcript is spliced from 23 exons.
ACCCUAUUGUAAGGUUACGAGCUCACGUCGGAAUCAAUGGUUCAUACACGCUGUUAUUAUUGGUGGUAAUAUACCUUUGGCUUUAGCAUAGAACUAAUAUCUUCUCGUGAGCUCAAAUAGCUGUUUCUCAGUAUUGCUUCGAUCAUUUUAAGGAUACUUUGCAAGUUUUGACAAGUAGAAUGUCUUCUUAUGCGGGACUAGACGAGAUUGGACUUCGUAAAUUGCUUGAUACAAGUUCAGACAUCACAGAACGAAGGAAGAUCCGUGCGGCUCUACGCGAGCUCCGAACCAAUAAUAAUAACUCAGUGGUCAAUCCUCACAUCCGUACUCCUAUCUCACCUUCCAAACUCUCACAUCAUCAAUCGUUCAGAACAGAACGUAGGAGACGCCCUGAGAUUGAUGAUGUGACAAAGAAGCAAAGUCAGGAUGAUGACAUCUUGUAUCGAUCUAGGAGGAGGAGAGAGAUUGAUGCUGGAAGAGGGCAAGGAGGAGGAGGAGAUGAAGGCGAUGAUGAAAAUGAAGUGGUGGUUGACAUCGAGAUGAAGAUAAAGGAAAUUGGUAGUGAUGAACAAAAAUUAACAAAACUGCUCUCAGAGACAAGGGACUUCAAUGAUCGCAGGAAAGUGAGGUCGGCGAUCAGGGAGGUCAAAAGGAAGACAAGACAGCAAGAUGACUGUGACGCUACAAUCAAACCAACCAAUCAGAGCCAAGCUCAACCCCCAGCAGAGACAGCUGUCACUGUUCUACAGGAAAACCAAACCAACCUGGCCUUAUCAAGGUCAACUGAAGGUCAGAGGUCAAGUUCAGAAGGUCAAGAUCUCACCCAGGAGACCAGCAGGAGGGAUAUAGAUCAGGAGAUUGAGGCCUUACAGAAGCAGCUUGAGGGUGCAGAGACGUACGAGGAACGACGGAAGCUAAGGACAGAGAUCAGGGAGCUUCGUCAAAAGAAAACAGGUAUCGCAAAUGAUGUAACCCAACCUUUGCUGCCACCAGAGCAGCUAUCUCUGAACCAGGAAAAUGGAAUGGGACACCUAGUAAGGUCAAAGGUCAGUGGGGUAUGUGAUCAAGAGGAAGGCAAGCUAAAUGGGGUCGAUGGCUUCGAUCAAGUGCCAUCUUCUCCAAUGGAUGAGGAUGAAACAGAUCAACAUGAGCAGUGCUAUUAUGCAGCUGUGAACAGAAGUUCUGAAGAUGAGGUUAAUGAUGUGAACACCGAUGCAAUCCAGGAUCGGGAAUAUGCUGAACCAACUUUUCCAAGUGAUCCAAAUCAUGGGUAUGCAGAACUACAAACACAUUGCCCGGUUGUCAAGGAAGAACCCAUUUAUAACCCAGCAACGGACUGUGUGGUGGAUUCACAUGGUGCUAUAGUAGAUGAGGAAGAAAAAACAAAGCCUAUUAUCACUGUUGACACAAUACCCAAUAAAACUGAAGUGGUAGAUAAAUCUGGUUUAGCAGAUACAAGCAGUAGUUCAUCACAGAAUAGAAAGAGUGAUAAUAUAUAUGAGAUCAUUACACCAAUGGAGAUUAAACCUGAAUAUGCAGAGAUCAAGAAGGAAGUGCCAGUAGAUGUAUGUGAGAAUGAUACCAAAAUAUGUCAAUCUGUUACCAAAGAAGAAAUACCUUUGGAUUCUCCUGACUUGAUAAAAACUCUUCCAGAUGUGCCUUUGAAAUCCAAACCACUUGCCUUCCAGAAAAAGGAGGAAAAGAUGGAGCAGAAGAAGGUUGAAGUAGCGAAGAAGAAUGAGGUGGAAGUUGUUCGUAACCUUUUGCCAAGUGAGAUCAAGAAACAGCAGGUAGGACCAAAGGGAUUGAAGGUUAACAGAUCAAACGUGAACAAACCAAACACUGUAAGUCCUCCCAAACCCGCCCAGACUCCCCCUCAGAACACAGUGACUUCAUCAAAUAUUGAGGUAGUGCACCGCCCACCUGGGUCCCGUCGUGCCAGGAUAAUCAAUAGCUAUCUAGAACUAGAGAGGAUUAAGAGAGAAGGAGUUAGUCAAUCAGAUGGGAAACCAAUCCAGAUCAGUGCUCCGAACAUGGCAUUGAUGUCAAAGAUGAAGGGUGCUGGUGGUGGUCUUAGAGGAUCAGAUGAGAUGCUGGAAGAUAUGAUCAAUCUUCAGCUGAUGCAAGCUAUGGGUGUUAAUCCUCACACCAUCGCAACUCCUCCCAUAGAUAAAACUUCCAAAUCUACACCCCCACAGCGCCCCUCUCAUCUUCCCAUCCCAACUCCCAUUAAGACAACCAAACCUCUUCCUAAACAACCUGCCUCCAGACAUCAAACCUCAGGACCAUCCCAUGGCAUCGCUAAGAUGCUUAAUCGCUUCGGGGAAAGCUCUGCACCCACUCCCAAGCCAGGUUUUCAGGGAUUUCAUAGCAGUGGGAAGACAGGUGCUACUCCAGUUUCCAAGGGACUGAAGAAACCUCCUGCCUUUAACAUUGAAAUAAAAGAUGGAGAAUUGGAAGUCAAUAUAAAGGAUGAUAACCGGCAGUUAUUGAUGAAUAAGUUGGGAGUCCAUUCCAGAGGGAAAGGUUUAUCACUACCAAGGACCAGUAACAACUCACCCAGCUACAACAACAAUAGCAGCAAUACUAACAGCAACAAUAGCAGAGGACUGUCAACAACUCAAGGAUUUGAAUCAAGUAUCAAACCAGAUGGUGCUAUCAUUCUCAAGAACCAUGGUGUCAGAGAGGAAGAGGAGGAAAGCUCAGGGAAGCCGGCAAACGUCCGUAGGACCAAUGCAGAAACAAAAGAAACUCCACUGGUGGUGGCAGAUGAUUUAAGAAGAGCAAAGGAAGAAGAGAAAGGAAAACAUGUGACAGGAGAGACGAGUGAUGAGAGACCAGCAUCAUCUUCAUCUCCUCAAACACCACUAGCAUCAUUUAAGGAAUGCUCAGGAAAGGAUGAGGACAGGGUAGCAUCAACAUCUGAGGAGAAAGUCAGCGUUUCCAAUGGCAACCAAUAUGGAGGAGAUGUAAGUGAGGAGCAUGAGAUAGUAGAAGCAUCAUUAGUGCCUGUUUCUCCUUCCAUUUUGUCAUCAUCUUCAUCAUCAUCUUCUUCUUCUCCAUCAUCAUCAUCUGCUUCACCAUCAUCAUCAUCAUCACCACCCUCAUCACCACCACCAUCACAACCAUCUUCCAUAAACACAUCACCAUUAUCCUCCCAAACAUCUGAUCUCCCGGAGCCAAGGGAUGAUAGAGACUCAGUAGAGAAGGAACCUGUAAAACCACAGGAGAGUAAGUCUAGUGAUACCGAAAGUGACUCUGAAAAAAUCAGAUGUGAGACUCCAAAUCAAGAUGAAUGUGGUCCUGAAUCCAUUCCAGGACCGGUCUUAGAGACUAAAGAGAAUGUUGAGAUGGAUGCAGAUGAUGAAGCAUCUAAAGGUGAUAACAUCCAAACCACUAAACAGGCUAAGCCUAUCCCAGCAGUAAGGAAAACCAAACCAGAAACUAAAACAUCCCAGAUAUCAUCAUCGCCAUCGUCAUCGCCAUCAUCAUCAGCAUCAUCAUCAUCAUCAUCUUCGUCAUCAGGGACAUCAUCGUCAGGGUCAUCCUCAGAGCUUGAUGAGGUCACAGGUCAACCAAAGGAGAAGAGAAAACAUAUAGGACUUAAAGAAGCGAUGAGGAGAAGAGCACAACUGAAGGCCACUGAACUUGCCAAACAGUCAACCAAAGAAGUGAAGAAAGUAGAGUUGGAAGAAACCUGUAGCCAAGAGGAACCAUCAUCUGUGAGCAAGGCUGUCAAAACUACCAAGGAUGAGACAGAAAAGAUUGAUAGAACAAUUGAUGGAGAUACCAAGAACAGUGAUGACAGCUUGGUGUCAAAGGCUACUGAAAACCUUGCAGUAGAAUCCACACUGGAGGUGAAGGAUGUAGGAGAUGUGAAAGCCUCAAAGAAACAGGAUGAUGGUAGUGCUACCAAGGAGGAUCGGGAUGAGGAAACAUCUUCCUCCCAGAGUCCGGUGUCUUCAGUAUCAUCAUCAUAUACUGAAAGUGGAAAGGUGAAAGCCCCAAGUGAAGACAAGACAGUAUCAAAUGAUGCUGACAGUAUCAGCAAGGUCAAAGACACUACAGGAACAGUUUCUUCCCAGAUGACUUUACAUUCCCCUGUAACAUCCACCACCACAUUCCCUAUCUCAAAUUCCACAUCACCGUCAACAUCAACCUCAGAAAAUAUAUCUUCCGUCAUCGAGGUCACUCCGAAGAUGAGUGAGAGGGUUCAGUCAACAAGUCAAAGUUUAAGUCCCUCCUCAGGUAGUCAAUUACAAAAAGCCAGUAGUCCUGCUUCUGAGGACUCUCAUGAUGGUGCAGUACUCUCUGUAAAUAAAACAAACUCUAGCGAACAUACACCUAUUAGAAGUUCACCAGACACUUCUACUACUCCUAGCAUUCCAAGGAACUUUGGUCAUCCGUUCAGGUUUCAUAAGACCCGAGAUGACAACGCUAUCCCAACACCAAAGAAAACCACGACAUCGGUCAAAAGAAGUGAGAGUGCAGUAUCAUCCUUGCAGGCAAAGAGGAAUAAAUUCAACAGACCAAGACCUGAUGAUGACACUAGUCCUACAAGUUCCACUCCAGCGAGAUCCUUUAAGAAUGUUGUCUCAGGAAGCAAAUUUGCUGCUCUCAGAGAAAAGUUCAGUGCAUCUAAUGGCAACAGCAAUAAUAGUGCAGGCCAGGGAAAACAUGGUGGCCACUCGCCUUCUCCUUCAACAACUCCAAAAUCACUAUGGCAACAGAAAUCUCCAUCUUCCUCUUCUCGUUUUGGUAGCAGCAUCAGUGAAGAAUCAUCUCCAGAUACUUCAGAACAAAAGAAAUCAAUAUACGGGACCCCACCCUCAUCUCCCCUCACCCCUCUGCCUUACAUGACCCCUCCUGAAAGCCCCCUGGAUUUUAAAGGCAAGACCUCCACCCCUCUGGCUUCAAGCACCCCUACUGGAGCAGCAGAAUUGAAGAGUCCAACUGCAGCUGAGCUUAAGAGACAGUUCUUGUUUGGGAGAGAGGAUUCUCAACAAGGGGAUGUUUUUGUCGAUGAGAAGGGAGCCAAGGAUGAGAAUUCAAAUUUAAAAGACAGCAUGGCGCCGAUUGAACAGAUAGACGAUGAAGCAGCCCUUGAAAAAAUGUUGGAGGAGGCUACAGAGUUUGAUGAGAGGAAGAAGAUCAGAUCCAGGCUAAGGGAAGUUAGAAAAAAGAAGAGAGACGAGAGAGAGCAAAAGGCACUAGAGCAGGAGAGGGCUUUUGAAGAAAAGAUGCACAAGUUAGAGGUAGAGUCUGCCCAGCAGAGAAUGAGGGCUGUGGGACUGAACGUCCAAAAAACACCAGUCGAUAGUAGAACCAAGACGGUGACGGAAACAAAAGAUGAUGGUAAGACAAAAACAGUUGUGGAGACUACUAUGAGAGAUUCAGGAAGUUCCAAGAGCGUUCAGAUGACCAUUAUGAGCAAAACAGAAGAUGAAGGCUUUAAAUCUCAGACAUUACAACAGGAAUCCAAGUCCAUUUCAGUUGGACCUGGUGGAAGCAGUUCAGUCACAAUGUCCAAAUCAGUGUCCAGUUCGUCGUCCUCGACGACGUCGACGACAGACAAACCAAAAGGAAGACUAUCUUUCAGCGCAGAAUCAGCUAAAACCAAAUUUGAGGAGGAAAUGGAAGUAAAGAAGAGGGAAAGAGAAGAAAAGAGAAAACAAGAUGAAGCUAAAUUCAAGGAACAACAGAUGCAAAGGAAAAAGGAAGCCUAUGAGCUAAAGAAGAAACAAGCAGAGGAUGCUAAGAAUAGGAAAGCAGCUUUGUUUAAUAAGUUUGGUGGUGCUGGUGGAGGGGCGAAACCAGCAGGUGGUGGUGGUGGUGGUAUGAGGGUACAGAAUGCUACCACUAUUAAACAAAAACUAUUAGAAUGGGCACAGAGAGUCACAAGAGGAUACUCGGGUGUAAAUGUAACCAACUUUUCCUCAUCAUGGGCUGAUGGCAUGGCAUUCUGUGCAGUCAUUCAUCAUUACUAUCCAGAUAGCUUUGAUUUCAACACACUCGACCCUAAACAGAGGAGAAAAAACUUUGAUUUGGCCUUCAAUACAGCAGAGGAACAAGCAGACAUUAUGCCUCUUCUGGAUACCGAUGAUAUGAUCAUGAUGAAAAACAAUCCUGAUUGGAAGUGUGUCUUUACGUACGUACAAUCACUAUACCGUCAUCUCAACAAAUGAAACUCCAGUCUUUGUAUGUAGACUUGUGUAAACCCACCUUCUUUUCUACUUCCAAUUUACUGUUGCCUGAUGACUCUACGUAUAUGGUCCGUUCUUACAUGACAAUCGUUUAUAAGAAACGUUGUAUAACAAAACACCAAUGCAAUAACUACUGAUGGUAAGAGACAGAUGACGAUAUACUAAUGUUAAAUUUUGAAUUCUUCAAAUCAGUGAGUGAUUUUUAGUAAUGCCACAUACAAUACUUCAUUCUGUAAAAUAGUCCCAUCAAAUAAGGUAUUCACUAGAUUAUACAUUUUACUUGAAGAAUUUGUUACUAAACCUUACAUUGUUACACAGUGUUUCUUGCUAAGAUCUUCAUGUAAGAAUUUUCUAUGUUACUAAGUAUUCACAGUAAAGUUACAUCAAUAUAAUGUUGUCUUCCCGAGUAAUAUUAAUAAAGGGAAAUAUAUAGAGGCAGGACCUAUUGAAUUAUGUAUAGAUUGUAUUUAAAGUAGGGGUUUAGUGUAUGUAUAGGUUAAUACAUAGCAAUCCCUGCUGUAAUGGAGAGAAGGGUAACAAGGUAUAUAACUAAUAAUACACAAGUGUGCUAUGUAUCAUUAUCAACAUUUCAUGAAUAUGAAUUAUUUUAAGGGAUUUUCUUAAGACAUCAUUGAGACUUCUUUAUUGAUAUAUUUCAUUAUUUAUUCAAGAACCAUGUCCAAUAAAUCGAGUCACUUGAUUUUCAGUGUUUGGCACAUAUUUUCAAUUCAUUUAGCUUUCUAUAUGUAGGCCAAAUGAAGUUAGGAAAUAGGCCUUGUUCACACGACCAUUUAAAUGUAGGUGGGAUUUAUCUUUAUAAAUAAUGGGUUCAUAGACAACUAUAAACUGUAUUUUUGAAAAAAAAUGUUGAGUUUUAUUUUUGACAUGGUAUAUUGUCAGAUGUGUAGUGGAUGUGGAUCAUGACAUAAAAUAUUUGAAAUUAAUUUGAGUAAAUUAUUAGUAUUUAUUCUGCCAAGAUGGGUUCGAAAGUUCUUGAUAAAGAAUUGAAUAUAAUGCUGAGAUUUAGCUUUUCAUGGCAUGGCAACAGUACUAUGGUAAUAAUAAAAGAAAGUAUUAUUCUUAUGAAUACUGAAUGGAAAAGAGCAUCAAGAAACAGUAAAAAUUGUCAGGAUUGUUGAAUGCACUUUAACACAAAAUAGAUAUUUUACUUAAUGCAUGAGUAGAUUAUAAUCUCAUGCAGGGAGCUAGAAAAUUAUUUUCAUGCUCUCUGAAGCAGUGUAUUAUGCUGCUUUUUCUUUCAAAAAGAAAUAUCAGACAAAUUAUUAUAACGCAUGACUGUAAAUAAUUGUGUGAAGAAUGAAAACAAAUGUAAUAUAUAUUUGAAUGAUGUAUUUGAUAGAGUUAGAUUGUUAUAAUCUAUUUUGAGUGAAAUGUUAUAAAAUACAAAGACAUUGUGAGAAGAUGUCUUUUGUAAUUUUUCUAUGUAAAAAAAUUGCAUGAAAAUUGUUUAAAUUAUAUUAUAAAUUGUAUAAAUAGAAAUUUCUGAGAUAUUGAAUUUCAUUUUCCUUCAAUUGAUUAUCAGUUUCCUUCCUGUUCCAAAUAUGUUAUUCUUUUUGUCUUUAAUCAUUGAAUAUUUUCCUCUAAUUAUAUGGAAAUAAAGAUAAAAUUGAAUUGAAAAAAAAAUGCAAGAAAUUGUAGUAUAUUUUUCCAGAUCAUUCAUUAUAUAAUAUUACCUUUAUUGAAAUCUAGAUUAAGGGAAUAACCUGCAGCAUAUCAUGAUUUUACUUAUUACAUAAAAAUCAAACUGAAACUAAAAAAGAGUAUAUUCUGUUUUUUUUAGCUUCUUGAUAAUUUAGAUUGAAAUUAUUUUUUAUUAUCAAACUAACCUAUAACUCGACCACUUUGUUAUGAUUAUAUAAUUCAGGUUAUCUAUCCAGAUUUCCUUUCUUAUCUUCAUAUUUUAAAUUCUUAAAUAACUAACUUUUAUAAUUUAUCAAUGAAAUAAGAUAAGAUAAUGUUUUAUAGUGCAAUUAUAUCAGCUUUCCCCCUUUAUUAGCUGGUUUAUUAUUGUAUCAAAAUUGAUUAAUUUUGUUCAUGGUAUCAUGAGGAAAUACGUGUUAUUUAGCAAUAAGUACAAUCCAUCAGUAGUUCAGAUAAUCAUGUGUGUUUUUAUACAAGAUUGAGUGAAGGUAGUGUACUAUUCAGAAAUGUAUGUAUCUAUGGUAUCUUUGAGGGAAAAGAUGGAAGUUAAAAGAUAAGUGUUGUGAAUGAUGUUGUGUUUAAAUGGAUUGUUUAAGUAAGGUGCUGGCAUUCUAUCGAAUGUACUUUUAUGGCAAGAAUAAAACAAAGUUAUUUUGAUUAAUCUUAUGUAAGGUUCUCCACGAUGCUAAUUGGCAUUAUUGUCGAGUUUAUUGAAGAAGUUUGUAGUGCAAUAACUUGUUAUGUCUAUAUAUUGUAUGUAUCAUUUUAACUUGCCACAUAGAAACCUAAUUACCCUAUUUUUUACAAAGCCAAAAGUCAGGUUAUGAGAUUGGACUUUCUGUAUGGGUUUCAGUUGAUAUUGGUAUAUACUGCCAGACAGUUGUAUACCAUGUUCAGGUAUUUAGUGCAUUUUGUAUCAAAGAUGAAUUCAAAUUCAUUUUGGAAUCUUGUUUACUGCCAAAAGUACCCUGAGGUGUAUACUUUAACAGGAUUUGAAUGCCCUCCUGGUUCUAAAUAGACUUUUUAUUAGAGACAUUAUUAUCAAAGCUAUGUUAUAUUCAUUUGAAUUUUUUUUAUUUAUUAGAAUAUUCAUGUAAUUAUUAUGAACACUACCAUACCUUUUAUUUAGGGAGGCACAAUAGGUCAGUUAUAUGCCCUUGAAAAUGUUUUUAGAACGAUUAUUCUUUAUGGAAAUUUUAAACUCUGAAAAUUUGUUCAAUAAUUUAUGUUCUUCAUGUACACUUUAUCCCAUAUUUUUUUCUUUCUUUAUUUUUUAUUAUUAUUACUCAUUAUAGUUGUAACUAUAUAUGAUAUUUGAAUCAUGUUAUUGUUUUAAGGUGUAGAUUAUUAAUGGAUCACUUGAUCACAUAAUGAAACCGAUGUCUGUUACAUAAAGACAACUCCAUACUGCCUUCAUACAACUUUAAUUGUGUCUGCCUUGUUCGAUUAUACAUAAUGUCAAAACUUUUAACAUUUUUGUCAGUCUUAUGCCAUACUCAAUAUAGAUAUCUGUGAUUUAUAUAUCUAACUCUAUAACAGCUCUAUGUAUGUGUGUGAGUUUUCUGUUGGCUUUUCAUAAAUUUUUGUAUGUCACAAAAAUGUUUUAAUGGGUAGAUGCACACAAAUGUGACAACACUUUUUUGAACAGCUGGUAGGAUUAUUGUUAUAAAUCUAUUGAUAGAAGAUAAUUGUUUAUAGAGAUUUGGACAAGCAAGAUAAUGAAUCUAAUCAGUACAUUGUACAUGUAUGGUCAUACAGUGGCUGUAAAGACGUGUAUCUAAUCAAAUAAUACUUGAGUAAUUGAAGAUUCACACUGAAAAGAGCAAUUAAAAGAAUCAUUGUAAUAUUGCCCAAUUUUA